GUGCUGUCGGUAGCCAUAUUGGCUAGUCCCUAUCGUAGAUUCUCUGGAUGAAUAUUUCGAUCGUUGAAAAACAUUGCAUUGUUGAAAUCUUGCUAAUUGUGAACAAUAAUUGCGAAAUGAUUCGGGUACAUUAGGAAUUGUAUAUUGAAAAAGACUCACAGAUCAAAAAUGGCACCACGCGCAAGCUCUUUCCUCUCCAAACGGGAGGCACCACCCGCUACUGCACUACCCGCCACCGUUACAGACGCCGUCACAGAGACAACUGUACCGAAACUAGCACCAGUACCGCUCAACAUUUCCACUACACUGUCGCCAUCUGGCGCCCCUCCUGCAGAAGGUCCCCAUAUCUUUAAUAAUAGAUCAUAUCACCCAUCUCAUGGUCGUACGACCCCAUUCGUGGUAGUACCAGAAAUCAAACCUACUAAUGCAACUGUUCAAGAGAACAUUGUCCAGGAAACUCUGGACAAGCUUCAGAAAGAAACUAACAUGGAUCAAUGGGUUCUGGUUACCAUCUUGAUUGCUGUCUGUGCAGUUAUUUUGGGAAUAUGUUUCUGCUGCAUAAGAAGAUGCUUCAGGAAGAGAAGAUCAAAGGACAAAAAGGGAAUGAAGGGUGCAGAUUUGAAAUCGAUAAAUCUGCUAGGGUCAUCAUACAAAGAACAAGUACAGCCCGACAUGGACGAAUUGACUGCGAAUGCUGAAGAACCCGACGAAGCUGAGAAACCUGAAGUGCAAAAACUUGGAAAGCUGCAAUUCAAGCUCGAAUAUGAUUUCAACCAAAACAGUCUCUCCGUGACUGUUAUCCAAGCUGAAGAACUACCCGCUCUGGAUAUGGGUGGUACUUCUGAUCCGUACGUGAAAGUUUACUUAUUACCCGACAAAAAGAAAAAGUUUGAAACUAAAGUUCAUCGGAAAACCCUAAAUCCGGUAUUCAACGAAACGUUCGUCUUCAAGAGUAUUCCUUAUGCUGAUGCCAUGAACAAGACCCUAGUGUUCGCCAUUUUCGAUUUCGAUCGAUUCUCCAAGCACGACCAAAUCGGUGAAGUUAAGGUGCCACUAUGCCAGAUCGAUUUGGCGCAGACUAUUGAGGAAUGGCGCGAAUUGCAGAGUGUAGAAGGAGAAGGCGGCCAGGACAAUAAGUUGGGAGACAUUUGCUUCUCUUUGAGAUACGUUCCCACUGCUGGGAAAUUGACCGUUGUCAUCUUGGAAGCCAAGAAUUUGAAGAAAAUGGAUGUUGGUGGUCUUUCUGAUCCUUACGUUAAGAUCGCCCUGAUGCAAAACGGGAAACGCCUCAAAAAGAAGAAGACUAGCAUCAAAAAGUGCACACUCAAUCCUUAUUACAAUGAAUCUUUUACUUUUGAAGUACCUUUUGAACAGAUACAGAAAGUUAACUUGGUGGUAACAGUGGUAGACUAUGACAGGAUCGGUACAUCUGAACCAAUUGGCAAGGUAGUACUGGGUUACAAUGCGAGUGGAACCGAAUUACGUCAUUGGUCUGAUAUGUUGGCCUCGCCACGUCGACCUAUCGCCCAAUGGCACACCCUGAAGGACCCUGAAGACGAGAAGAAGGAUUAAAGAGCCUGCAAUGACGAUGAAAACAUACUAUAAUAACCUUUGCAUGUAUUUAUUAUGAGAUUUAAUGGAUGCCUCUCCAAAAAUGAAGAAAAUUCACCCCUAUUCCCAAAAUGAAAAAAUUGUUUGUUGCUGCAUAUAUGUAUAACUAUGUUUAUAAAAUGUAGUUCUAGAGCUGUUUGUACCUACUUUACCAUUUUUCACAAAUUAGUUCAUUUACUAUAAUGUUGUUGAUGCAUUUAUUAUUUUUAAUGUGCUUUUACAGCCUAAAGUAGACUUAAACUAAUCUAGAGAAUUCACUUUUUAUUAUUUAAAUAAAGAUCUACUGAACAUCAUAAAUAUUAAGGGACGAAUAAUAGAGGAACAUUAUGGUAGAUCUAAUAGAGAGUUUGACAAGACAAUAGAAAAUUUAUAGAUUAGUCGUAUCUUUUAAAUAAACUAUUGUAUAAAAUAUGAAUUUGCACAAAAAAAUAAUACAUGGAAGGUGAAUGAAAUAUAAAUCUAAAAAAUAUUUUACGACAAACUGAACUUUCUUUAGUUUAUUCAUGCGUGUGGUUCAAAAAAUAAAAAACUAUCACAAAACAGUCAUAUCAUUGUAAAAUCAUUCAAGUAUUCCAAAGUUUAUCUACAUAGCUUAUACAUAUUUUAUUGUUGUAAGAUACUGGGUUCUUUGCACUAGGCUGUAUAUAUUUAGUUUUUUUACACAGAUGGGAAAAAAUAGUUUCAAAUUUCUGUGUAAUAAUAAUUAUAUACUCAUAGAUAUUUACAAUACCUAAUUUAUUCAAAAGGUUUUGGCUGGUAACAGUAACAAUACAUUUUCCGAACCACAAGAAUCAUUCGUAGUCUUUGUCGCUCUACAAAGUUUAAGUCGUAAAUGAAAAAUUAACGUAUAUAGAAAAUUAUACGUUAAAUUUUUAAUGUAUAUAUUUAUGUUUUCAAAAAGUUUAUCUGAUACUCCUCUAUCUGUAAAUAAUUCUAAGAUGCCUACUCAAAAAAAUACUAUAUUAACUAGAUGUAGACUCCACCAUAUUAGAUUCGUGUAUGUAUUAUAUUUAAAAAAAAAAAAAGAAAUAAAAAGUACAUAGAUGUAAACUAUAAUAUAUAAUAAUAAAAUUAUUUUUUGUUUGAGAGAUUUUUGAGAAGAGCUUUAAAAUUGCGUCCAGGAAAAACAACCCCAAAACUGUAUAAUCCUGGGAAAAGAAACAAAUUUUCAAAAAUCCUUCCAAAUAUUUGUUUAAAUUGAAAUUGUUUUUGACUAUUUCAAAUACUUGUUACAGUACUAUCAUAGAUAAGCUACUAUUAAAAUCAAUAGAACUUACUAUUCUUGCAUCUUAAGAAACAAUUUAAAAAUAAAUUGAAUAAUUUAAAUUAAAUUGAAUUAUUGAGAUCUAUUAAAUAAGCUAAAUCAAACAGAUUGGUAAACAGUAGAUUUUCACAUAAGUACACAAAAUGUUAUUAAGUCACCCUAUUGAAAGUAAAAAGUAAGAUAGACGAGAACUGAGUAGAAAAAAUGCACUAGAACAAGCUUUAUGAAGAAAAUGGCAAUAUAUACCUAUAAUUUUAGAGUUAAUUUAGGAGAAAAUUAUCAUCACAAAAAAAGAGGAUGAACGUUUAGGUUUUUACAAAGAAAAACAACAUUUAAUUCAAAAUGAUACAAAUCCCGUUUUGCCUAGAAAAACAUUUUUACACUAAUUCACAUUUUAUAUGUAACUAUACCGGGUAUUUUUUUCUAUAGCCAGCAUCAAAAUAUCGUGAUAUAAUAAAUCUUGAAUCGUUAAUUUUAUUUAUGCUUCCAAGCUACUAUAAAACUGUGCCCCUAACUUUAAGUAGCAACAUGUUAUCUUAUUAUAAAUUAGUUCUAGUUUUUUUAGGAUAUCUGUUAAGUACCAGAAUAGUGAUAGGUCUUUUAUCACUGUUAUCUGUCACUAAAGGGUUUCAAAAUAAUUAUAAAUAAACAUUUUGAAGCUCUUUUCUAGAAUAAAAUAGCUACGUUUGUUGGUGAGUUUGAAUCCCUCAUGUUCCGCUAUCAGAAAUAAGUGACAUUUUUUGAAACACAAAACUUUGAACAAUUUUUCAAAUUUGUCUAUUGUUUAUCAAUAGCUAUCUAGUCUAAUUUGACCCUAUACUUUCAUGAAAGUUUUGUGUACAGUGGGUAUACUUAUAACAAGAAAAAAAAAUCGUAUGGAUAUUGAGAUUUAGAACAAAAGUUUCUGUUGUAUAAAUUAACAUUAGUUGUUUAAGUUAUUGAAUGUUAUUUUAAAAUGAACAAUAAAAAGAUAAUAUAUAAUUGUAAAAUUUAAAAUAAACUGUGGCAAUCUUUUCGCUCUUGUUAA
Messenger RNA from Ceutorhynchus assimilis (cabbage seed weevil), 3902 nucleotides. NCBI's taxonomy places the organism in Eukaryota, Metazoa, Arthropoda, Insecta, Coleoptera, Curculionidae. The record is from the annotation of a GenBank genome assembly.